UGGAGACCCAGUGUUGCCCAGUGUCGACGGAGAGGAAGGCAACUGCAAAAUAAUUUAAGGAGGUUUAUUCCGAGCCAAACUUAAGGACCAUGACCCCGAGCCACGCCCGAGGAGCCUUGAGCAAGUUGGCUGGCUGUGUCUGGGUCACACUUUGGUUUUCUGCAUUUCAGGGAGCAGGGAUUACAGGUGAAGGCGUAAAUCAGCACACGGAAGGCUGCAUUGGUUUGGCCCGAAAAGGUAUAUCUCUAUGAAUAACUUAAACGAUCCUCCAAAUUGGAAUAUCCGACCUAAUUCCGGGGCUGAUGGCAGUGAUGGAAGCAGAUGGAAUUAUGCCCUGUUGGUUCCAAUGCUGGGAUUGGCGGCUUUUCGUUGGAUUUGGUCUAGGGAGUCCAAGAAAGAAAUAGAAAAAGAGAGAGAAGCGUACCAUCAGAGAACUGCUGCUUUCCAGCGGGAUCUCGAAGCCAAGUACCAUGCUGUGAUCUCAGAAAAUCGGCGUGCUGUUGCUCAGUUGUCUCUGGAACUUGAAAAGGAACAAAACAGAACGGCCAGUUAUCGGGAAGCCCUUAUCUCGCAGGGGCGCAAGUUGGUAGAAGAAAAGAAGCUUCUGGAACAGGAACGGGCCCAGGUGAUGCAAGAGAAAAGGCAGUGGCAGCCUUUGAGAGCUGCGUAUCUGAGCUGCCUGGAGAGGGAGGAAGACUGGCAAAGGAGAGCCAAGCUUCUGCUGAGCGAGUUUGGAGACGCCCUCGUAGAGAGGCAGAGCAUCUACUGCAGCCUGUUCCUCCCUCGCAAGAGGCGGCUGGACUUGGAGAAGAGCCUGCUGGCGCGGGCGUCCGCUGACCCAGUUGCCGCUGACCUGGAGAUGGCAGCUGGUCUAAUUGACAUAUUUGAGCAUGAUACAUAUUGUGGUGAUGUCUGGAAUACCAACAAAUGCCAAAAUGGGAAACUCAUGUGGCUGUACCUCAAAUAUUGGGAACUCAUUGUCGAACUGAAAAAGUUCAAGGGAGUAGAGAAAGCCAUACUCGAAAAGUAAGACAAGAGUGAGGUGAAACGUCUUUCGUGACUCAAGCCAGCUGUCGUUGUGCAUCCGGUGUUUUCUGUUCAGUGCUCCCUGUGUUGUGACCUCCACCCCUGCCACCCUCCGUGAGCAGAGGCAGAGAAAGGCCUCAGAGACGGAAGGUUUCCUCCUCCAUCCUCUGCAGCUGUACAGAGAGUUUCCCUGAAGCGUUUGUUAAGCUACUGGUAUUUUAUUAAGCAGUGUAGUAUAAUCUCAUAUUUUAGCUCUAGGGUAAAAACGGGUUUUUUAAAAAGUCAAAUACAAGGCCUGAUGAGGUGGCUCACACCUGUAAUCCUAGCACUCUGGGAGGCCAAGG
Molecule: messenger RNA, 1370 nt
Organism: Lemur catta (Ring-tailed lemur)
Lineage: Eukaryota; Metazoa; Chordata; Mammalia; Primates; Lemuridae
Gene: CCDC127
Product: coiled-coil domain containing 127
Exons: 3
Coding region: 248-1030 (260 amino acids)
Source: RefSeq, a predicted model, not a curated record